Paramecium sonneborni is the source of this 2166-nucleotide messenger RNA. NCBI's taxonomy places the organism in Eukaryota, Ciliophora, Oligohymenophorea, Peniculida, Parameciidae. The record is from the annotation of a GenBank genome assembly.
AUGGAAGCAAAGAAUAAAACAAAACCAAAAUAAACUAAAUAAAAAGCAAAACUAUAGUAAAUUAUGGCAAUAAGCUUUGAAAAUCUUUAAAAAAAGAGUGGCACAUCUGAAAAUUAGAGUGGUGCAAUUCAAGAAAAUUAAAAUGAAUCUGCAUAAUAGUUUUAAAAAAUUUCUGAAGAUGAAUAUCAAAAUUAAUUAGAUGCUUAUUAUUAAGAAUAAAAUAAAAGAUUUUCAUUUAGUUAGCCAAUGAAUGAUUUGUAUUAGGUUUAAUUGUAAUAAUAGCAAUAACAAUAUUAAUAAUUAUUAAAUAAAUAACAAGAUAUUGCUCCAGUAUCUCCAAAAUAAAAGCAGUCUUAAAAUUAGAAUUAACCACAACAAUCAUUCAAAUAAUAAUAGCAUACCCAAUAAGAAGAAUAAAUCAUUAAUGAGUCUAAUUUAACAAAUAUAACAUAAUAAAGUCCUGUGUUUAUUCCAUAAAUUCCUUCUAAUUAAGUAUUCUAACAAUAAUUGGAUAAAAGCCCAAAAAAAUCAAGUUAUCAACAUGAGGAAUUAUUCUAAAUAAACUCAUAAUUGAAUGAUAGUUAGGAAAUACCAUAAAUGAAAAAGAUGUCCAUAAAAUCAGAACAUAUAAAAAAAUAAUCAAGAUAAAAUAAUUCAAAUACUAAUAAUAUUAGCAACAUUUUAGAUAAUUUUUUAAAUCAUCGAUAAAAAGUAAAUGACUAAUCAGGUCUUUAUUAAUCAGAAUUAUUUGAAGCACCUUAACUAUAAAAUUUUGGUGGAGGUUAAAAUGAAUAAUCUUUAAUUUAAUAAUAAUCUCUUUUACAAUCAAUACAUAAUGAAACUAUAGAAAUUGUUAAAGAAAAUAUCUAAUAAUAUCAUUUUGAUGAUAUUUAUUAAAAUGCAAGAAAGGAUUCUUCAAUGUAAAAAUCACUUGUAAAUGAUAAAGAUGAAGAAGAUUUAGAUAAUCUAUUAUAAGAACUUUACGAAUGUACAACAAAAUAAAUUCCAAAAUAAAUUAUAGAGUCAAACUCAAAAUAAGUAAACUAAAAAGCAAAAGAAGUAAUAAAUAAUGUUUUUGAUAAUUUACCUCAAGAAUAAUAAUCAUAAAUUAGUAAACCUGCUCCUUACCUAACAGGGAGUAAAAUUAUUAGUGAGUAAAAAAAUGACAUUUAAAGUCCUGUUUAUAAACAUAAUAUAUAGGAUGAAGUUGCCAAAUUCUCUACUUAAGAACAAAAAAAAGUUCAUAUUGAAGAUUUUUUUAACACAAAAUAAGAAUCAUAAUAAAAUAAAUAGAGCAACAAACCAAUCAUAUCUCAAUAAAAUAAUAAAGAAACAUUUCAUUAUUAGUCUAUUUAAGAUAAAUUGAAAAAUUCAAUUUAAAUCAAAGAGGCUGAAAAUUAAAAUUCAUAAUAAUAAUAACAAAUCAAUCAAACUACAAAACCUUUUUAAAUUAGUUCAACUGAUAGAAAUUAUAAAGCUAAACAAUGUUUUGGUUAUGAAUUAACAUUUAGAUAACCUUAAAAACAUUUGCUUACUAUGUCAUAAUACCUUUUUAAAUAUUCUAAAUUAAUAUAAGAACCAAAUUUGAAAAGGCUUUCUGAAAUUAAAAUUGAAACUGUAAUUGAUAAUAAUAAAAAUCAUUAAAUAUAAUGUGAUGAGUAUGAUGCUCAAUAAUUCAAAAAUUUAUUAAAAGAAAAAGAUCCUGAGUUUUUUUAACUAUGUUCAACAAAUUUUAUUUUAUUUUAAUAAGGAGAUACUAAUGAUAGUAAUUCAGCUUGGACUAAAUGCUAUAUGUUAUCUGAAAGCCUAAAAUCUUUUUUAUUUUCUUUAGGAUUUACUAUUGAUGAUGUAAUUUUUCAAAAUAUUUUAAAAGAAAUUUAUAUAUAUUAAGAGAAAAAUAAAAAAGACAAGUAUUAAUUAGAUUUGGAUGCUUCUUAUUACAGUGUGUUUUUAGCAUUUAAAUUGAUUUUUCCAAAUUUUGAUAAAUUAUUGGAAGUUGUUAAAUUUUUUUAAGAUCAAGAAACAAAUUUAAUUGAAGUAUCAACAUUAAAAUUAGUAUUGAAUAAAAUGUUGGAUGAGAAUUAGAUGAAUAAUGUUUUAAAAUGGUCAGACUAAUCUAUUAAACAUGAUUAAUUAUUUAAAGUGUUGACUUUGUUACCUUAUUGA